AUAAUUACUGCCCACAUAAUCAGGUGACUUCGCUGAUUAAGUCGAUGAUGAGAUCGCUAGCAUAUAAUAAUGUCUCGCCUCGAACGACCAAGGUGCCAUAUUCCUCGCUUCCCUUUCCCCGGCGUGCCCGUCUUGUCUUCGAACAUUGGCACAGCUCCCCGAAGCACCAACCAUCGUUGCAAACAACAUGUCCCUGACGGACACACCAAAAACUCGAGAGCAAUGUCGCGCAGCGCUCGAAUCGCUACCAGACACGCCAGAUCGCAUCCCUGCGAUUUUCCUUGCUCACGGCCCCGAUGCUUAUUUGGCCCCAAAGCCCCCUAUUCCAUCGGACCCAUUUAAAGGACCCAUAUUCAACUGGGCUGGACGUGAAGGUCCAUUGGCACAGUUUCUUGAUGAUCUUGGUCCCUUGCUGUUGAAGAAAUACAAGCCAAAGGGAAUAAUCGUUCACCGACUAUGGGAACGAAAACCCCUGCUAAUGGACUACUAUGGCUUCUCCCCUGAGCUGUACCAAGUUGAAUUCAUUUCCCGCGGUGAUAGCGUACUGACGCAGAAGAUCGUCAACGCUUUUAUCGCUGCUGGCAUUCCUGCCCGCCCGAUUCAAAUAACAGAGCCACGGGGCCAUGACGGACGAGGGUAUGAUGGUCCGGGGCUGGAUCACGGAGUUUUUAUGCCAGAGGAUAUCCCCGUUGUGGAAGUGAGCAUUGACGAGAGCUUGAGCACGGAAAAACAUUGGGAAAUUGGUCGCGCCCUCAGGAUUAAGGUCUGCUAUCUCAUAAUUUCAGGUGGCCUAGUCAUCCACAGUUUCAAAAAUAAUGGGGCAUCCUUCAACCCUGAGCGUGCUGGUCCAGUUCUACAUGACUUCCACGAUGCGAUCACUCAGGCGGUCCUGAUUAAGGACCCUGCUGCUCGUCGGGAAGCACUUCAUGCACUCACCAACCACCAAGGUUUUCGAGUGGCGAACCCUCGCGAAGAACACUUCAUACCGUUAUACGUUGCGGCUGGAGCUGGAGAUACAUUGACGGGUGAAGACAAAGACGGAGAGACAAGGAUACUAGCAGAUUUUUACGGGAUGAGUUCGUUUGCUUUCGGUUUAUAACCCAAUGUGUACCUCGCGUGUUGAAAUGUACGAAAUAAUGUAGAUGCAAUUACAUGAUAUUAGUAGCCUAACGUAUAUAACAAUACCUGCGGUGUCUGUAC
Cantharellus anzutake is the source of this 1200-nucleotide messenger RNA. Its product is annotated as Extradiol ring-cleavage dioxygenase, class III enzyme, subunit B. Lineage: Eukaryota; Fungi; Basidiomycota; Agaricomycetes; Cantharellales; Hydnaceae. Bases 188 to 1099 code for a protein of 303 amino acids. The record is from RefSeq and is a predicted model, not a curated record. The transcript has 8 exons. Gene Ontology annotation, molecular function: ferrous iron binding; oxidoreductase activity, acting on single donors with incorporation of molecular oxygen; zinc ion binding.